CACUGUAGUCGCGGUAUUAUUGACGUUAAACUAUCAGUUACUGGCACGGAAUGGUAUGAAUUAGUGUUUCUUGUCAAAACGGUUUGUUUGUGAAGAUACGGAGGCAAACAGACGAACAUUAGCAGAACGCUAGCUGGCUAACGGUAUCCAGUUAUUUUUACACAAUAAUUAUUGUGAAAUCCGUGAAAUCUGCUGACUAAUUACAACAAUGACACUGAGCAUGGAUAUUAGUGUUUCUUUCCUCAAAUGUGAACUCGCUUCCACUAUCGACCAGGCGGUAAGAUGCGCUGUGGAUACUGUUUUGAAGGAGACUGCUCGAGUUGUCGGUGUAAAAUUAACCGCAGCGCGUACCGCUGCUGCCGAAUCUCACCGAGAAAACCAAAGUUUGCGUGAGAGACUGGAGAUUUCGGAGAGUGAACUGAAGGCAGUGCGCUAUUACAUGACAGCAGCCGAGAAGAACAUCAAACAGUGUUUGCUUCUUAAUCAAAACCAGCCUCGAUCGAAUAUUGUACGCCCCGCUCCGGACGAUACCCUGUUUCAUUUCCCUCAGAGUAUAUCGGAUGGGAGUCCAUCGAACCUUCUCAAUAGGGACUCAUCCCGCAAGUCUUUCCGGAGCCCAUCCAGCAGAGCGCAUUAUACCAGAACGCUGCCCAGCGUUGGUCUCUGUCUACCUACGGUGCAGUCGGAAUGGCCCCGAAGUGGCGUGAAUCGGAGGAGAAUACGGGCGUCUUCGAUUGCCAACACUUCUGUAACCAACCACAUACCGAGCCGCCAGGUGAGCAUAGAUACGGAUCAAGGCCUCCAUAGGAGCGAGGGGGAUACAGAAAGCCAGUUCUUCAUCACAGACGACGGUAUACCAGAUAAAGAAUAUAAUGGCUCGAUGAGUUCUAUGACAGAACUGGCUGAGAGACCUCACGAGGAGCAGGGGCCAGUCUUGUCAGCUGCAGAGCCGUCUGAGGAAGCAUGUGAAAUGGGGAAGUUUGAAUUUGAAAUGGGUGCACCCGCAGGCAAUGUAAAUGAACUGGGGCUUAUCCAAGUGUUAGAAGACACAGAGGCAGUGAAAGAGAGCACAGUCAAAAUCGAGGAUGACUCCGAAACACCUGUACUAGAGCCAACAGUACCUGAACCAACACCAUCCUCGUUAUCAUCGUCAUCGUCGUCAUCACAAGUGUUGCCCCAGAUGUCCAGCCCUUCUCUGGGUGAGCGAGAUGGUGAUGCCCCAUUGUUAGGCUUUGUGCCACCCAUAGGGGGCGACAUUGGACCAUUGGAAACCAUGCCGGUGCAGAGGGAUAGUUCAGACAAGGUGCAUCGCUGCAACGUGUGUGGCCGAGGCUUCAGACGGUUCUACUGCCUGAAGACGCAUCAGCGCAUCCACACCGGUGAGCGGCCUUAUCCAUGCCGCUACUGUGAGAAGCGUUUCCGUCACCUGGAUAGCCUGCACAAGCACCAGCGCAUCCACACCGGAGAGAGACCGUACCGCUGUGCACAGUGCGGCUGCUGCUUCCGUGAACUGGGGCAGCUUAAAAAACACAGACUCAAACACUCACCUGUCCCUUCAAACGUACCCCACCCAUCCCUCUCACUCCUCCCUGCCGGACCUUCCUACGUCUGGCCACAUGUCAACUCACAGUCCAUGGAUUCAGCAUAGAUCUAAUGCCCCUUUAUGUGGACCAUAGAUACAUUAUUUUAGGAUGAUGUAUAGUUAGGGGACUUUGCCUGGUUUUUAUGCCCUAAGAUGGAUUAUUUACCCAGACAUUUAAAAAUACAGUUGCAAUCUAUUUCUUUUACCCUUUUCCAGUUAGUACCUACGUAAUGUGAGAUGAGAAGAAGGGACAUUGUUGCUGGUAUAUGUGAAAUUAUUGUACAACCUUUUGCCCUUUGGUGGUGUAACAGUGAUUC
Molecule: messenger RNA, 1899 nt
Organism: Chanos chanos (milkfish)
Lineage: Eukaryota; Metazoa; Chordata; Actinopteri; Gonorynchiformes; Chanidae
Product: zinc finger protein 16-like
Exons: 2
Coding region: 209-1648 (479 amino acids)
Biological process (GO): regulation of transcription by RNA polymerase II
Molecular function (GO): DNA-binding transcription factor activity, RNA polymerase II-specific; RNA polymerase II cis-regulatory region sequence-specific DNA binding
Source: RefSeq, a predicted model, not a curated record